AUGACCGAUCCCGCACCUACCAAGCCUCCCUUACCUGUCUUCAACCCACACAACUGUCAGACUUACCCAGCGAGUUGCCAUUGCGGUGUUGUGCAGUACUCAGUUCUGCUUUCGCCGCCACUUGCUGAGUGGAAGGUCGUAUCGUGCAACUGCAGCAUCUGCACGCGCAACGGCUACUUGCUCGUGUAUCCUGAGCGAUCGCAGCUACAGGUAAAGAGCGGUGAGGAGGUAUUGAGGGACUAUUCUUUUGGCGGGAAGAGGAAUUUGCAUAGGUUCUGUGGCAGUUGUGGGAGUGCGGUUUGGUUUGAUCCACGGAUGGGCGAGUUUGGGGAUGCGCCACCGGAUUUGUUGGGAAUGAAUAUCAGGAUGUUCCAUGGCGUUAAAAUGGAGGAACUAGAUGUUGUGCAUGUUGAAGAUCCGAAUCCGUGA
Molecule: messenger RNA, 429 nt
Organism: Alternaria burnsii
Lineage: Eukaryota; Fungi; Ascomycota; Dothideomycetes; Pleosporales; Pleosporaceae
Exons: 2
Coding region: 1-429 (142 amino acids)
Molecular function (GO): carbon-sulfur lyase activity
Source: RefSeq, a predicted model, not a curated record